Molecule: messenger RNA, 2739 nt
Organism: Suillus clintonianus
Lineage: Eukaryota; Fungi; Basidiomycota; Agaricomycetes; Boletales; Suillaceae
Exons: 7
Coding region: 54-2663 (869 amino acids)
Biological process (GO): proton transmembrane transport; regulation of intracellular pH
Cellular component (GO): plasma membrane
Molecular function (GO): P-type proton-exporting transporter activity
Source: RefSeq, a predicted model, not a curated record
CAAGAUCGAACACUUAAUACUCAGGCAUUGACACUCGACUCAAGACACUGAGCAUGGGAACUUUCCACGACUUACUGCAGCACCUCGAGAGCCAGCCUGAUGUUAUUAGCUGGAACUCUAUUAGCACCCUUUUUUGUUUCAUUAGUAUCGCGAGCCGUCUCAAAGAGGACAUAAUCCUCGUACAACCAGCUCAAGCCUCCACCUCUGAGCCCCCACCUGUGUUAUCCCCCGCCUUCAACACUUUCCUUGCUGCAGCAUGCUCUAUCUCACCAGCACAGGCUAACAAUGCAUGGGCACUCUUACAAGAUGUCAUAUGGCAUGGUGCCAUUGACAAGGAUCUCAGUUCAGUGUGGGCGAACGAUGCACCACGGAGGGGAUUUGACUGUCAGAUUGAUUACCGCCACAACUAUACUGUGUGUGGUGGUAUUCGGACCUACUACGACGAACAGCCCAAGACCAUCCAGGUCACGGAUCAUGUCUUCAUGGAGAAAGAUGUAGUUGAGCUCUUCAAGACGGCUAUGGAUGUCUCGUGGACUUCAGCAACAAAUUGCGCACAACUAUACAAUAUGUGCCUCUCACAGGGAAAAUGUGCACCAGCCGGUUAUCUUGUCAAAUUCGAGAUUACUGGUGACCACGUUUGGGAUGCGUUCGUAAUCACUACACUGCUCGAAGACUGCAAGCGCCGCAUGCGUUCCCUCACUGUCCCUCAGACUGGCAACCAGCGGGACCGGUUCACGCAAGCGAUGAUAGAUAGGAAUCGCCGCAUUCAAUUGUACGGCUUCGAAGAUGUCCGUCGGCACUACUGUAAUAGGUGUACUCGAAUGUAUGCCAAUGACCAAGGUGUUACCACACACAAGGUCUCUGUCGUGGUUGUCGAUGGCGUAACUGUCGGUCACCCGUGCUGUGCAGUCCGCAACUGCCACACUCCACUAUCGAACAACCACCACCGAUUCUGUCAAGCUCAUUCUAGCUACAAUGGCACAUGCUCCAUCAUCGGCUGCAACCUACCUGUUGUCCCUGGCCGCCGUACAUGCUCAACACCAGAUCAUAAACAUGUCGAGGGAACCUAUGAGUUGCGUGGGCAGUCUCGGUUUCAGCUCCAGGACCGUCUUGCUCGUGCUAGAGUUGCUCACCCUAAUGACGCUAUCAGUCAGGAUGUCGAGAUCUCAACGCUACACCCACCAGAUGCCGAAGAAGAAUACGAGCUCAAUGAGACGGGUACCUUAGCACUACCUGUUGUUGAUGGUGCCAGUGGUGACCCGACUCCUGCUGUCAACAUUGGUCAUGGCCAGCCCACAAGGCGAAGACUGAAAGCAAUGUUUGGUCGCCGAAGAACACACAAUGAACAACUGAUGGUUGCACCAUGUGGUAUGAUCAUUGCACACCAGACUUUCUUCGGGGCAGAGGGAGUGGCAAGCGUUGUGCAAUUUAUCAAGAAUGUAUAUGCAGGUAACGACUCGAUGAAGCCCGACCACAUCUUCUUCGAUAACAACUGCACUCUUUCAAAAAUGGUGAAGGAUGACCCAUUCUUCGAGGGCAUCGGCUUGUCAGUGGACGUGUUUCACUUUAACUGCAAACACUCAGAGAGCGACACCUAUUGCCAGGCGAAUUGCAACCCUGUAGACUAUCCAGAGCUGCUAGGAGACAAUGGGAAGGGCUGGCGAUUUAACUCCUCUGUCGCUGAGCAGACUAAUGGCACCACAGGACUUCCUUCAAGGUCGCCCCGCGAACGCGGUUCAAUCUGCCUAUCACCAGCCUCAGCAAGGUGCAAGGUUACCCCCCACAACCGUUGGUUCCAAGCCCAACGGGACUUGCCUAUGGUGCACACGUCCCUCACCUCCCCAUCACUUAGCCCAGCCUCCAUCCUCAUCGUUUUGCUUCAUCGUUCCAUCAUGUCCGGUAGCGCCGCGUCCAUCAAUGUCGACUCAAGGAACACCCCCGAUGUCAUCUUCAGUUUCCACGUCUCGGUCGAACUCUUGGUUGUCAUUUGGCAGUGGGCGCUUGUCGGUAUCGGACAUUACGUCUCCCGAAGCGCUUGUCUACGCUCGAUCACUCUGCUGUUUCCACCAUCGUCCACGCCAUUUGCGGGUUCACGUGUCAUCUUCCAGCGUAUGCGCAACUACUCUAUCUACGCUUGCGCUGUGACCAUUCGUAUCGUUGUCCGUUUCGCUAUCCUUGCCUUCGCGUUCAAGUUCGACUUCCCUCCGUUCAUGGUCCUGAUCAUUGCCCUGCUGAAUGAUGGCACCAUUAUGACGCUUUCAGUCGACCGUGUCUUACCCUCGAUGACACCUGAUUCUUGGGACCUCGCUGAGAUCUUCUCGUACGCUAACAUUGUUUGGUUUGCCCCUCUCGACUGGAUUAAAUUCGCAAUGAAGGCCACCGUCAUCAAGAGACUUCGCGAAUGUCACGCGCAGGCACAGGCAGCACAAGCAGAACAAGCCAUCACUGGCGUCCCCAUCACUCGCACCCAGUCUCGCGCUGCUUCGAUACACGAGUCAUUGUACUCGAACCGUGUGUCGUUCAUUCGCCACGCUGCUCGCAAAGUUGGCUUCGGCUCCAAGGCUACGAUGAAGCCCGAGGAGCUCCAGCGUUUCAGCAGUAUUCAAGCACAGCGUACGGGUGCGACACUUGCUCGCAAUCCCAGUCGCACCGCUGCUGCAUAGACUUCGUGAGUUGUAGAAUGGGAAUGCGUGUCUCGAGAUAAUCCGCAGCAAAGCAAAUCACAUGGAACGAUGUGAC